Molecule: messenger RNA, 3595 nt
Organism: Sciurus carolinensis (gray squirrel)
Lineage: Eukaryota; Metazoa; Chordata; Mammalia; Rodentia; Sciuridae
Gene: Znf396
Product: zinc finger protein 396
Exons: 4
Coding region: 192-1202 (336 amino acids)
Source: RefSeq, a predicted model, not a curated record
UCUCCAGGGCAACCGCUCGCGCAGCCCAGGCCCCGCCCCCACCCCCACCCCCACCCCGCCGGAAGCAGCUUCGCGCCAGGAGCUCCAGGGCAGUCCUUCCCCGCUGCGAGUCAGAUUUAAGGAUUGUCCAUAAGAAGAGCACCACCUCCUUGAGGGGAAAGCUUAACAGUCCUGAGCAAUUGCCAGUCAACAUGUCUGCAAAUUUGAGAGAGUUGUCAACAUGCCUCCCACAAACUGCAGAGGAGCCCGACAGGAUUCUUAUAGUGAAGAUGGAAGAGGAAGAAGAGGCCUGUGAUCGGGACUCCAGACUCCAUUGGAGCAACUGCUACAGCCCAGAGACCUUUCGCCAGCAGUUCAGGCGGUUUGCCUAUGAGGAUUCACCUGGACCCCAGGAGGCUCUAAGCCAGCUCCGGGAACUUUGUCAUCACUGGCUAAGGCCAGAGGAGCACACCAAGGAGCAGAUCCUAGAACUGCUGGUGCUGGAGCAGUUCUUGGCUAUCCUGCCCACGGAGCUGCAAGCCUGGGUGCAGCUGCACAGACCAGAGAAUGGAGAGGAAGCCGUGACUCUACUGAAGGAUGUGGAGAGAAAGGUUGACCGUCCAGUUGAGCAGGUCUUUUUUGGACAGAGGAAGGACAGAACUGCAGAGAAAGUGGCCCCUUGGAAAAUCACUGAAGAGUUAACAAAUAGCCAGCUCAAGCCCUUGAAGAAGCAGUUCCAGUGGGCACCGUGGGAACCAUAUUUCUUAAGACAUCACGGUGAAGACACCAAAACUACAAAUGUAAAAACUGCUUCAAGGCAAAAGACUUCCUCAGGCACAGUGCUACGCGCUAACACCCUUCAUAUGAGUGCCUCCCAGAGUUUCACACCUAGAGGAAUCUGGGAACAAGAUGGCAGGUUUGAAAGAAAACAAGGAAACCCCUCUCGCAAAAAACAACACAAGUGUGAAGAAUGUGGCAAAAUCUUUAGUCAGAGUUCUGCCCUUAUUCUACAUCAAAGAAUUCACAGUGGAGAGAAGCCUUUUGCAUGUGAUGAGUGUGCAAAGGCUUUCAGCCGGAGUGCAAUUCUGAUUCAGCACAGAAGAACCCAUACUGGGGAAAAACCCUUUAAGUGCCACGAAUGUGGCAAAGCCUUUAGUCAGAGCUCAAAUCUUUUCAGACAUAGAAAAAGACACACUAGAGAAAAAGUCCCAUCAGUAUCAUGAGGGUCUCAAAGCACAUAGAGCUUUUACAAACAAGAUAAGACCCAAGGCACAAACACUCCUUUAAUAUAAAUCAGCGUUUUUGAUGGGCACCAGUUUCCUUUCAAGGGUCAUAAAAGCCACAGGAAAGGAUGUAGAAUAGGCAUUUUCUUUUCUGCUUAUCAAUGCAGGGUCAGUUCAGAUGUUUGAGAUUACAAAGCGUAAGUCAGAUUUCCAUCCUUAAGCAGCCCUUGAAAAGACAUUUUCAGAUGUAUUUUACUAUUUCCAUUAUCAACUUAAAUGAUGAACUAGUAUAUUCCCUUUUUAGACAAAUGGAUUUUUUUUUCCCUGUUGAAAAGGACUAUAUGUGUUAUUCAGUGUAAAAAUAAGUUGAGUACUAGAAUUCUGAAGACCAAAAUUAAAUAACUCUUUAAAAUUUUUCCAAUUUGGUCUUCUGUUAUCAGAUUUACAAUAGGAGAGUAGUGAGGAGCCCUGUUAUGAUUUGGGUCUUAAAUGGCUCCCAAAGGUUCAUGUAUGGAAAGCUUAGUCCCCAGCUGAUGGCGCUCUUGGGACGUUGUGGAAUCUUUAGGAGGUGGGGCCUAAUUGAAAAAAGUUGGACCAUUGGAGGAGUGCCCUUGAAGGGUACAUUGGGAUCCUGGCCCCUUUCUCUUUCUCAUUUCACUUCCUGGCUGCCAUAAGCUGAAUUGCUGCUUCCUCUAUGAGCUCCCCACUGUGAUGUACUACCUUGUCACAGGCCCAAGUACAACAGGGCCAAGCAAUUGUGGACUGAAACCAUAAGUCAAAAGAAAUCUUUCUUCUUUUUAAGUUUAUUUUUCUGGGAUAUUUUGUCACAGUGAUGGAAAACUGACUACCAUAAAAUUAGUACUGAGAAGUGGGGUCAUUGCUAUGACUACACCUGAUGGUGUGAUUCAGAAGCCUUUGAAAUGGGUUUGUGAGAAGAGUCUGGGGGAGCAGACUAGAAAAAAAUCUAUAAUACUUUAAGUAAAACUUAAUAGGUUAUUGGUGGGUGCGCAGAAGACCGGAUACUCUAGGAAUGCAGAUAGUAAAGAUUGUGCUAAUGAAGAUUGGGCUGGAAAUGAGGACUCUAUUGGGAAUCUAACUAGCAGCCAUUCUUGUUACUAGCUAGCAAAGAACUUGUCUACAUUUUGUCCAUGCUCUCAGACCUGGUAAGAGACUGAAUUUAAAGGUAAGGGACUAAUUACUCAUUAACUCCCAAGUUUUCAAUUCUGCAAAUAUUUCAGUGACACAGGUAUAUUAAAAUAAGUUGGAAAUCAAAUCUGAAAUUUGUAUAUCCUUUCUUGUCAAUGAGAAAAAUACAGAUAGUCCUAUAGAUAGAAUACUGGAACAAUAUAAUAUCUCUUACAUAUAUGUAAGCAAUUCUAUAAAUAGGACACUGAGUACAUGUUACAUAAUGUACAAAGAAGUGACUUUCAUGACCUGUCCAACAAUUAUUUUUGUUGGAAUGGAGCAAAGCACUUCAAACAAAGAGUUACAAUACAUUUUUGACAAUAUGUUAGUUUCCCAUUAUGUGGUUUGUUUUGACAUCAUAGUUGUUCCUGCUAUUUGACAAUAAUAUGGCUUUUCUUGUCAAAUCUGACAUCAUCUUGAAUAGUAGUAGGUUCAGAAGUAUUGCAUUUUCUUCCUUAUAGGUUCUCCUUUCAUAAUUUUAAGUAUAAUAAGCACACCUCUUUUGGAAUUCAACAAGUUUAUGAGGUAUUUCCUGUCUUUGUUCACAAAUUUGCAAAUAGUUUAUGCACAUAUCAAUUUUUUUAAGUGAACAAAGGCCAAUACCAUUUUUUUUAUACCUCUAAUAAUAAACCAACCAAUCAUGUUUAUCCACACCACCACUGAAAUUGAUAUAGGGACCCACUAUCUUUGUUUGAGUUACAUUGACUCUGCUCUCUUUCCUUUAUUGAACUUUGUCAACUUGUUCCACUGUAUUUUAAUUCAUUCCAGUAAUUGAUUGUGUAACCAUUUUACAGUGAGAAUUUUCUUAUUUGUAUUAAGUCUGUAAUCUUACAGCCCUCUUGCUUGGUUUUUCAUUAGUGUUGGCAGUUUCAGAGGACUCUCGUUAGUCUGUUUUUAGUUGGAAUCUAGUAUUUCAGAGAUAUAUCAAGAAGUUCAAAAGCAGUGAAUAAAUUAUUGGGAAAAACGGGGUGUAAUCAUGGAUUCUCUACCACUUCAGGUUUUCAUAGAACUACCUUACUCCCAAGCGAAAGAUGACCAUUGGAUCCUCUAAAGUACUUUUCGCACAAUAUUUGUCAGUUAUAGCAAUAUCCUGACUCUCCACAUAGUACCUAGAAUUUAUAACCAAAUCUUGUGGACAUUGUUUCAGUGGAUUGUGUCUAUAAUAGCUGAUAAGCAUUUUAUCGACUGUCAAAAAUUCUUUAAAGAUA